AUGGAACUAGUAAUGUACUUUUAGGAUAAAUGUUAGAAAAUAUUUGGAUGUGGUUUUAUUCAUUAUGAUUUGAUAAACUGUUAAGCAUUUGGAUAUUAGCUCUCCUCUUAUUAUAAAACCCAGAUAUUCAUUUAUUUUGAUCUCAGUAUCCAAAAUUUCUUGAAUAAUUUAAAGCUGGCCAAUCAAUAAAUUUUAACCCUUGAGCAAAUAUCCAAUUAGUUACGAAGAUGUAUCUUUUUAUGUUGA
This is a messenger RNA of Paramecium tetraurelia, 246 nucleotides long. RefSeq lists its product as uncharacterized. The transcript has 3 exons. Lineage: Eukaryota; Ciliophora; Oligohymenophorea; Peniculida; Parameciidae. The record is from RefSeq and is a predicted model, not a curated record.